AUCAGUUCGAAAAAGCGUCUCGAGCGAGAAAAAUGUCGCCAGCUUCGCGUUUGUCGGUACUCGCUUUCCUCUGCGUUUGCCUCGUGGACCAGGGCUCCUGCAGGUACUCGUCGUACCAUCGUCCCAGUUUCCACGGACAGACUUACACCCCGCACAACAGCCAAUAUGGUAGACCGAAUUCGGGCAGCGGCCCCAACGUCGAGAAAGCCGAUUCCACCGUUAUUUUAACGCAUGUGGUCUUCAGGCAUGGAAACAGAACCGCCCAACUCAGUGAAAUCUAUCCUAGAGAUCCCUAUUACAAUUUCGAUUACUUUCCAUUCGGACGAGGCCAAUUGACCAAUGUGGGAAAAAUGCGAGAAUACAACGUGGGCAGAGAGCUGCGAACGCGUUACGACAAGUUCUUGGGCGACGACUUUCUAUCCAGAAAUCCGCUGGCUGGACUGUUUCCACCCAGGAGCGACAACGUUUGGAACACUGCUCUCAAUUGGCAACCAGUGCCCUAUAAUUUCCUUCCUGCUGACAGAGAUCCGGUCCUGAUCGGUCUGAAUUGCCCGAAUUACGUGAGAAAGUACGACAGCGUCGUAAGGUCCAGGAAAUGGCAGAGCGAAUUCAACAAGGACAAGAAUGUCUUCGCUUACAUAUCGAAGAAUUCCGGCUUGAACGUGACCACUUACGAACAGAUAUACAAUUUGUAUUUCGGAUUAUCGACUGAAGAAGAAUGGGGCCACAAAUUGCCCAAAUGGACCGAAGCCGUUUGGCCCAAAAUCGUCACAGAUUUGGCCAUCAAGCAUUAUUACGUACAAACGUCCACUUCACAAUUGUUAAGCUUGUGCGAAGGUUACCAUUUAAAGAAAAUCAUAGAAGAUACUAAAAGGGUAGUGAGAAGUGCCAGUGUAGCGAAUGGCCCGAAAAUGUACCUUUACUCGGGUCACGAGAACAACGUUGCUGAAAUGUUGAUUCUUUUAAAUGUUUUCAGUCCCCCGCACAUACCCACGUACGGAUCUUACCUUAUUUUUGAGGUACACAAUAUAAAUAACGUCGUUGGAAUUAAGUUGUAUUAUCAACGUUACGUGACGGAGAGCCCAGUGUUACUGAAAAUUCCAGCUUGCGAUGAGUUCUGUCCUUUGGAUAGAUUCGAACAGUUAUUCGAAGAAUAUCUCCCUGUUACCGAAGACUAUUGUUAUCAAAAUUAACAAUUAAAAUAGUUAUUAAGUAAUAUAAUUUAUUAGUUAAUUAGGUAUAC
This is a messenger RNA of Phyllotreta striolata, 1243 nucleotides long. The record is from the annotation of a GenBank genome assembly. Lineage: Eukaryota; Metazoa; Arthropoda; Insecta; Coleoptera; Chrysomelidae.